GUCUCUGAAAUUGCAGACUCCAAAACUCACUGCGUGGUUCCAAUGGAGGGUGACACUGGCAUGGGCUUGGUUUGCAAGCAGGAUUUGGAUGCCAGUUCCUCUCCGGUCCAGUGCGUGCGUUGCGGUCAGCUCUUCGGAAGCGCUAUCGAGCCGAUGUUGUCCUGCAUGGUGCAAACGCAGCCCUACACAUCCAAAUGGCUGCGGAUGGAGUCAAAGGAG
Molecule: messenger RNA, 219 nt
Organism: Symbiodinium pilosum
Lineage: Eukaryota; Dinophyceae; Suessiales; Symbiodiniaceae
Source: the annotation of a GenBank genome assembly